GUGACUCGAGUUGUCUAGUAGCGGUUGGCCUAAUUUGCAUCACAUUUGAGAAUUUAUAAAAUAUAGUCUUUCAAAGACCUCUAAAACUUUUAAAUUGUGGUCACAAUUACUGUUGAAGAUCCUAAUCAUGAUUGAGAUUUGAUCCAAGUACGUAAAAGGGCCAGAGAGGAUCCACAUCCAUGUUUGAUAACUAACUUUACGCACUGUGAAAGACUUUGAAAGUCGUCAUUUUUGUUGUCACAAGACUAUCCUAAUCAGAAAGAGAUGACAACUGACAUAAACAAACAGAUGGGAUAGGUUUGGCUAUGAAUAGUUAAAUUGCUCACUUCUAAUGUGAUGAGAUCCAAGUUUAAAGAGAUGAUGAGGACCACUAUUGGAUACUUAUGAUGUCUAUUUAAAAACAUGGAGCUUGGGAUCAGAGUUUUAGAAAGAGCAAUGGACCAUUUACUAUCAUUUUUUUGGCAAACGACAUUGUAUAUUACUCUUUGCUUUGCUGGCUUGUUUGGUUGGCACAUCUUAUUUCAAGAAACAUGUGUUGAUGUGUAUCACCACAUAUUGUGUGUAUAUAUAAAAGAAGAUGCAGGUGGGUUGAUUAUGAGGGUGAAAAGUGGUAUAGUGAUUGGAGAGUUUUAUCAGAGAUGGGUGGUGUUGCAUGGACUGAAGAAGAGGAUCACUUGCUUAAGAAGUGUAUACAGCAAUAUGGUGAAGGAAAGUGGCAUAGGGUUCCUCUAUUGGCUGGUCUAAACAGAUGCCGAAAGAGUUGUAGGCUAAGAUGGUUGAACUAUCUUCGUCCUAACAUCAAAAGAGGAAACUUUGCUGAGGAGGAAGUGGAAAUGAUUGUCAAACUCCACAAAUUGUUAGGCAACAGGUGGUCCUUAAUUGCGGGAAGACUACCAGGAAGAACAGCAAACGAUGUGAAAAACUAUUGGAACUGUCAUCUAAGCAAGAAACUAAACGCUAUAGAAGCCGAUCAAGAUGGCUCACAAUUAUCCAAAGAAGUUCAAAUCAUUAGGCCACAACCAAGAACGAUUGCUUCAAGCUCAUCGAAAAAAAGAAGCCAAGGAGAGUCACAAACCGACCAAGUUCUAGCUCAACAAGAGAAAGACACAACAACAUUUGAUGCUGAUGGAAAGAAUCUUACGCUUGAAACACAAGAAGACAUGAUGAUGUAUUCAUGCUUGGACCAACAAGGAAUGGUUGGUGGUGAAUUUCCAAUGGAUUUUCAGUUAGAAGGAUUUGAAACUAUGGUAAAUGGAGGAGAGGGUUGUAGUAGUAGUAGUCAAUGGAAUUGGGACGAUUUGCUCUUAGAUAUGGAUAUGUAUAAUGAUUUUUCUUCUUAGAUUAUCAUCUCUUGUUGUGUAUUAAUAUCAAAGUUAAAUGUUUUUUAAGGAAAUGUUAGUUUAAUUGUUGUAUUUUGUAAAUCAAAGUCGUUGGCAUUUAAAUUAACCAAUAAAGUCGGCUUUGUGAGAUUAA
Messenger RNA from Vicia villosa (hairy vetch), 1473 nucleotides. RefSeq names its product transcription factor MYB113-like. The transcript is spliced from 3 exons. Lineage: Eukaryota; Viridiplantae; Streptophyta; Magnoliopsida; Fabales; Fabaceae. Bases 639 to 1340 code for a protein of 233 amino acids. The record is from RefSeq and is a predicted model, not a curated record.